Amyelois transitella is the source of this 1321-nucleotide messenger RNA. RefSeq names its product zinc finger protein GLIS3. The record is from RefSeq and is a predicted model, not a curated record. Gene Ontology annotation, molecular function: DNA-binding transcription factor activity, RNA polymerase II-specific; RNA polymerase II cis-regulatory region sequence-specific DNA binding. The transcript is spliced from 4 exons. Gene Ontology annotation, biological process: smoothened signaling pathway; regulation of transcription by RNA polymerase II. NCBI's taxonomy places the organism in Eukaryota, Metazoa, Arthropoda, Insecta, Lepidoptera, Pyralidae. The coding region runs from base 64 to 1293 and encodes 409 amino acids. Gene Ontology annotation, cellular component: nucleus.
GCCCGCCAUCAUUGUCCGUUGCGAACGCGCGGUGACCAGUACGAUUUGAGUGAUAGUGCUAAAAUGUUGGUGUUUCCGCAAUGGAGACCUGAGCUGCCCAGCGAGGGGUGUAGAGUGCAGCGCUGGACGCCUGCAGAAAGAUUUGCGCCCUAUUUGGCGAGACCUUUCAUCCUCCCUCCACUGCCUCCACGGGUGGAAGAUGAAGAUUCCUCAGGCGGUUCUUCCCCAGAACGCAAUGCCGAUUCUAGUGAUAUGGAAGGGGUGUGCGGGUGGCGGGGGUGCGGGGCGCGGUUCCCGAGCGUGGCGCGCUUGUCCGCGCACGUCGCCCGUACUCACGCACACGCACACAGCGAUGGGCUCUUCUACUGCGGGUGGAAGGGUUGCUCGCGACCCCACAAAGGGUUUAAUGCUAGAUAUAAGAUGUUGGUGCACGUGAGAACGCACACAAAUGAGCGGCCUCACACCUGUAACCAAUGCCACAAAAGUUUCUCCAGGGCAGAGAAUUUGAAAAUUCACCUCAGGUCGCAUUCUGGAGAGAAACCCUAUGUCUGCCCAUAUGAGGGUUGUGGAAAAGCUUAUUCCAAUUCAAGCGACCGCUUCAAGCACACUCGGACCCACACAGUGGACAAGCCCUACUGCUGCAAGGUCCCUGGCUGCAACAAAAGAUACACCGAUCCGUCCAGUUUGAGGAAGCAUGUCAAGACUUACAAACACUUUACCACUGAAGAGAACCAACGAAGAGGGUCUUCCGAUGAAGCCCCGAGUCCGCAGACAUAUUCACCACCAAGAGAGGGCUUUACGACAUACGGCAAGAUUGAGUCCACGUCACCUUUACACCCGCAUAUUACAUACAGCCCUCCUAGAAGCAGCAUAUCCCCAUACAACCCUGUGUUGCCCUUGACAGAGACGCCAGCAAUAAGAUACACGCCGAUGAUCGACUCUCUCACAUACGUCAGACCUCUUGAACCUUUGUACCCCGUGAGGGUCCCGUCACACGAAAUGUCAUAUUUAGAGUACUCACAGAUGUACGAACACGCGUAUAGAAAUUACUACACGAGCAGCUUACCGUACCCAGUAUUAAGGCAGAAUGUCGGCGAGAAGAUAUUCACUUAUGAGGAGCAGCCUCAGUUUCAUGACGUCGCAAUGCAAGAAAUAAAGGAGAGAAAAGACUUAGCCUUUGAGGUGGAAGAAAUGCCAUUAAAUUUAAUGUGCACUAAACGCAGCGAGUGCAAACCCAUCGAAAAUAUAGUUAGACGUACAGACUUACCCUUAGAUUUAAGUACUAAGAGCUGAUUAAUAAUCAUUAAAUUAAUUUUAAGAG